Molecule: messenger RNA, 5831 nt
Organism: Pelobates fuscus (common spadefoot toad)
Lineage: Eukaryota; Metazoa; Chordata; Amphibia; Anura; Pelobatidae
Gene: RELCH
Product: RAB11 binding and LisH domain, coiled-coil and HEAT repeat containing
Exons: 29
Coding region: 14-3649 (1211 amino acids)
Biological process (GO): intracellular cholesterol transport
Cellular component (GO): recycling endosome; trans-Golgi network
Molecular function (GO): protein binding
Source: RefSeq, a predicted model, not a curated record
UCCUCAUUACAAGAUGGCGGCCCCUGCAGCAGGUCCAGGCCCGGGCGGCUCCUCUCCCUCUAACACCGGGGGCUCCGCGGGUAUUGUGGGUCCCAGCACCAGUAGCAGCAGCGUUAACCCCUUCCUGAGCGACUCUGAGGAGGAGGAAGAAGCCGAGGAGGAGGAUGAAGAUGAGGAGGACGAUGAUGAUAUCGAGGAGCCGGAGGAUGUGUCCCCGCUGGAUCCCCGCCCGGGCUCCAUGCAUACUGCCCGCUGUCUCCCGGACGAGGCCCAGCCGCCCCCCGGUCCCCGCUUGUCCCUGCUCCCGGGGGAGCCCGGCCGGGUGCCGCUGGACGCGGUGGCCGCUCAGUUGCUGCGGGACCAGCUGCUGCUCACGGCCCUGGAGAUGCACACCGAGCUGAUGGAGAGCGGCCGGGAGCUGCCCCGACUCCGGGACUACUUCUCCAAUCCGGGCAACUUCGAGAGACCGGCGGCAGGAGCGGCACCCGGGGUCAGCAUCCCCAACCCCGGCCCCGGGGGACAGCUCAAUCGUGCUGGCAGCAUAAGCACCCUUGAUUCUCUGGACUUUGCAAGGUACUCUGACGAUGGCAACCGCGACACAGAUGAACGGGUGACAGUCCUGGAGUUUGAACUACGGAAAGCCAACGAGACCAUUCAGGCUCUCAGGGUCAACCUCACUCUGGCUGCAGAAAAUGAAAUUCCUUUGCAGGAAAGAAAGAAUUAUACAUCCAGUCCAGAAAUACAGGAGCCUAUUAAACCUGUUGAAAAGAGAGCUCUCAAUUUUCUUGUGAAUGAGUAUUUAUUGAAAAAUAACAACAAGCUGACUGCAAUCACCUUUUCGGAUGAAAACGAUGAUCAGGACUUCGAGCUAUGGGAUGAUGUAGGACUGAACAUUCCAAAACCCCCAGACUUGUUACAAAUAUAUCGUGACUAUGGCAAUCACCAAGCAGUAGCCAAGCUAUCUGAAGAUGUUGCUGUUGGUGUGAGCGAAGAUGACUUGGAGCCCAUGGAAAUGGGUAUUGAAAAGCCUGCAAAUUUACAAGAAAUAGAGCAAUCAGCCAUAGUGCAGGAACUAGAGAACACGAUUGGGAAAUGUAAACAUGAAAAAGCUACUUUGUUGGAUCAAAUUCAGAAGCUCGAGAGGGAAAUUGAAAGUCUUAAAGCAAGCAUGGUUUCUGAGGCUAUUCCUGCACACAAGCCAGUGCCGAAUAGGCUGCAAAGCCAGACAUCAGAGGAGAGUGACCACUACAUAGACAUCCGAACCUCAGAAAGGGAUAGCAAACCUGAGAUGGCAGGAGGUGACCAACCUUACUACAAAGAAACCGAGGUUGAUUCUCACCUCUCACUGGAGAUUCCUCCCAGCCCUGACUUGGUGAAGAUCAACAAGAAGACACUCCUGUUUGCUGCACCCAGUAAAGAUGGAGUCAAAUUUGAUAAGCCGAACAGGAACCUGUCACCUGCUUUUCUUCAAGCACUACUUUCUUUUUGCCGGAUGUCAGCAGACAGUCGCUUGGGGUCAGAGGUAUCUCGGAUUGCAGACAGUGACAAUGGAGUUCUGCUGAUGCUUGGCCGCUGCUUGCCUCAUAUUGUCCCAAAUGUGCUCUUAGCAAAACGAGAGGAAUUGAUACCCCUCAUACUGUGCACAGCCUGCCUCCAUCCUGAGCCUAAAGAGAGGGACCAGUUGCUGCAUAUACUGUUUAAUUUAAUUAAGCGUCCUGAUGAUGAGCAGAGGCAGAUGAUUUUGACUGGAUGUGUGGCAUUUGCCCGACAUGUGGGGCCGACACGCGUGGAAGCAGAACUUUUACCACAGUGUUGGGAGCAAAUAAGUCAUAAAUAUCCAGAAAGAAGAUUGCUCGUGGCAGAGUCCUGUGGAGAUCUAGCACCUUACCUACCUAAGGAGAUUAGAAGCUCACUUGUUCUGUCAAUGCUGCAACAAAUGCUAAUGGAGGAUAAGGCGGAUUUGGUACGAGAAGCUGUCAUUAAAAGCCUAGGCAUAAUCAUGGGGUACAUUGAUGAUCCUGACAAAUACCAGCAGGGUUUUGAACUCCUCCUUACUGCUCUUGGCGACCCUUCAGAAAGAGUUGUGAGUGCCACCCAUCAGGUGUUCUUGCCAGCCUAUGCUGCAUGGACAAUGGAACUGGGCAAUCUCCAGUGUCACCUCAUUCCUACACUCCUUAGUAAAAUAGAAAAACUCCUCAGGGAAGGAGAACACGGGCUGGAUGAACACAAGCUACACAUGUAUCUGUCUGGCUUGCAGUCCCUUAUCCCUUCACUAUUUGCAACUGUGUUGCAGAAUGCCCCGUUUACAAGUAAAGCCAAGCUCCAGGGUGAAAUUCAUCAGAUAGAAGUAACAAGGUUUCCUCGACCCAUGUCACCUCUUCAGGAUGUUGCAACCAUUAUAGGAAGCCGGGAGCAACUGGCUGCUCUCUUACAGCUAUAUGAUCACCAACUGGAACAUGAAGGGACAACCGGCUGGGAAAGCUUGUUAUGGGUUGUUAAUCAGCUAUUGCCACAGCUAAUAGAAAUAGUUGGUCGCAUCAACGUUACAUCCACGGCCUGUGUCCAUGAGUUUUCACGAUUCUUCUGGAGGUUGUGUAGAACAUUUGGAAAAAUCUUCACAAAUACCAAGGUUAAGCCACAGUUCCAGGAAAUCUUGAGAUUGUCUGAGGAAAAUAUUGAUUCUGCAGCAGGAAAUGGAGUUCUUACAAAAGCCACAGUUCCAAUAUAUGCAACUGGAGUCCUCACAUGUUAUAAUCAGGAGGAAGACCGUAAGCUAUUAGUUGGUUUCCUUGAAGAUGUAAUGACCAUGCUUUCAUUAUCACAUGCUCCACUGGAUAGUUUAAAGGCAUCAUUUGUGGAAUUGGGCACCAAUCCAGCAUACCACGAGUUGCUAUUAACUGUACUGUGGUAUGGGGUUGUCCACACGUCUGCACUUGUUCGAUGUACUGCAGCAAGAAUGUUUGAGCUGAUUCUCCGAGGCAUGCGUGAACCCUUAGUUGACAAGCGAGUUGCUCCGGCUCUCGUCACCUUAUCCAGUGACCCAGAAUUCUCUGUAAGAAUUGCCACCAUCCCAGCUUUUGGUACAAUCAUGGAAACCGUUACCCAGCGAGAGUUACUGGAAAGGGUGAAAAUGCAGUUAGCUUCAUUUCUGGAAGAUCCUCAGUACCAAGAUCAACACUCCUUGCAGACAGAGAUCAUAAGGACGUUUGGUCGAGUUGGACCCAACGCAGAGCCUAGGUUCAGAGAUGAAUUUGUCCUUCCCCACUUGCAUAAACUAGCUUUGGUCAAUAAUCAGCAGGCUGUGGAUUCGAAAAGGCUGGAUAUUGCCACAUACCUGUUUGAAGCAUAUAGUGCACUCUCCUGCUGCUUUAUUUCAGAAGAUAUAUUGGUGAAUCACUUUUUGCCUGGACUCAGGUGUUUACGAGUUGACAUGGAGCAGCUGUCCCCAGAACAUGAGGUUAUUUUAAGUUCCAUGAUAAAAGAAUGUGAACAGAAGGUGGAAAACAAGACUGUACAAGAGCCCCAGGGUUCCAUGUCCAUUGCUGCAAGUCUCGUGAGCGAAGAUACAAAGACCAAGUUCUUGAACAAAAUGGGUCAGCUGACAACUUCUGGCGCAAUGUUAGCAAACGUUUUUCAGAGGAAGAAAUAGAUUGAUUUUCUUGAAGGCCAAUAAACACUAAAGAUGGACCACGUACUCCUUGGCUCGUUGUACUUGAAGUACUUGCCUUUUUUUUUUUUUUCUUUUUUCUCUCAUCCUGUCUUACUUUUCUAUAUUUUAUUGGAAACUCCAAAGAUAAUUUGCACUUCAUUAAAAUAUCAGCAUGUCUGUUGGUUUUGGAGUUGACACUGUAGUUGAAAUUUAAGCAGGAUCGAUAGCCUUUACCAUGUCUUUAUUUUGUGUUCCUGUCUGUUUUUUUUAUAUAUAUACAUAUAAAUAUAUAUAUAUAGUGAAAAGUAUUUUUUUCUGCUACAAAAUAUUGGCAAUUCUGUUAUAUACUGCACAAUUGCAAUAGUACUUAAAAGUAAUGUACAUUUAAAUUAAUUGUCAUGAAGUAAUAAAAGUGAAAGAUUGCUAUGUAUUUAAAUUAUGGAAAGAAAAUCAAUUUGUUUUUAUUAUUUUUAAAUGAAUAAGAAAAGUUGUUCCAGCCAGCGUUAUCCUGUGCCUUCUUUGGAUUCACAUUGAAACCGUACCAUAGGUAAUAUGACAAAGACCGAAUCCAUAAUUACACAAUCUAUUUACAAUCUUGGGAAAAUUAAAAACAAAAUUCUGAUUUACUGUUUCUAAUGUCACUAGAUCAUAUAUAUAGCAUUCAAAAAUGGGGGGGGGGGGGGAAUUAUAUUCCUCGAGUAUGCAGUAACAGUACUGGUACACUGUUUAAAUCUGGGAUAGAUUUUUACAUUUUAGUUUUAGUCAUGAAUCAUUUAUGAAUUUAUUAAAAGGACAUGGUUUAAUUUCAAUAACCUUAUUUGAAUGAUCCCAUCAUUAACAGUGUUAUAGAAGAACUUAAAAUCCUUUACUAUAUAAAUGUGUAGUGGUAUUUUUUAUACAAUGUUAAUAUAGAAGGUAAUGUACACACUUUUACAAACUCAUUUAGUCCAAUAAAUUGUAAUUGUGGUCAAGUCAAAUAUUUUUUUUUAAUAUAUAUAUUUAUAGACAUAAUGGCAUAACCAUUUUGGGUCUUUUCAAGAUAGCCACUGUGUAUAUUUGCAUACCAUAAUGGACCAGUUAGUUACUGAAUUUCCUUACAUGUUUAAAUACGUUAAUACUUUUUGUUUAAUUUUUUACAUUGUCCAACACAAAUCAGUAUGGACCUAAGGCAUGCAAAGGAACAAACUUGUUUUAAUUUAUGCAGAAUAAUUUCUGGGCGGCACUGUCACUUUUAAGCACUGUUUAAAGGGGCCCUCAAAGCACUAUAAUCACAACAGGUCAACUAUGGAUGGCAAAUAUACUAUGAGAGUGUUGGGCUCACCCAGACCCUGAUAUUCUCUGUUAUUGCUGGACGGCUAAUACCGAAGUUUAUUUCCACAUGUCUGAACUUCUCUGUUUUUGGCACCAUGGGAGAGCCUUGUUCUUUGUCAGAACUUGAUACAAGUUUGAUACAAACCAGAGGGAAGGCACCCACAGACUCUGCACCAUACAUAAACACUAUGAUGAGCUGUUGUGGUUAUAGUGCUCAGAGUGCCCUUUGAAUGUGGGUUGGUUGGGAGCACUAUCUCAUUCACUCCUAUGCUGCAGACGCCCAUGCUCCAAAUCUAGUUCCAAAGGGAUCAGUCAACAAGAUGAUACAAUAUUUUAUUAAAUUAUGUUCCAGGAUGUAAUAGAUCUUUAAAAUGAAAUAUAAAAACUGUAUCCAGUUGCUUGUGUGGGAAAAAAAUGAAUUUAAUUGCAAAUGAAAAAAAUGCACUGAUUAUUAUUUUUCUCAAGUUUUUUUCUUUGGGUUAAAGUGAAACAUUUCUCAGUGUUGACUAAACCCAUUUCAUUCAUCUUAUUUGUUUUUGUGUAAACUUUCCCAAGAUACAUCUUGUCCUUAUGUUGUUGUUUUUUUUGUUUUGUUUUUUUGUGCCAUGUGAGUAAUGGCCCAAGUGAUGGAAAGAGAUUCCAUUGCCACUGGAAGAAUCAUCAGUAUUCUCCAGUUGCAGACUGUUUUAUUAGGAAACAAGUGGUUUUCACUGAAGCACCCUAAACUAUUUUCUCUUAAACUUUUGUUUUCCUUAAUAUAUGCUCACCUGAGAGCAUGUGGUGUACAAUACAGAAGAUUGUUUUCAUAAGAGUUGUAUGGGUAAUCUAGUGGAAAGAUUUUCUGUUCAAAUAAAGAUAUUUAAAAAAUGGU